Messenger RNA from Drosophila willistoni, 596 nucleotides. Its product is annotated as potassium voltage-gated channel protein Shaker-like. Gene Ontology annotation, biological process: potassium ion transmembrane transport. Lineage: Eukaryota; Metazoa; Arthropoda; Insecta; Diptera; Drosophilidae. Gene Ontology annotation, molecular function: delayed rectifier potassium channel activity. The annotation marks the transcript as partial. The record is from RefSeq and is a predicted model, not a curated record. Gene Ontology annotation, cellular component: voltage-gated potassium channel complex. The transcript has 3 exons.
AGGCCCGUCGGCUUCUGGGGCAAAAUUGUCGGCUCUUUGUGCGUGAUCGCUGGUGUGCUGACAAUCGCACUGCCGGUACCGGUUAUCGUCAGUAAUUUCAAUUACUUCUAUCACCGCGAAACGGAUCAGGAGGAGAUGCAGAGCCAAAAUUUCAACCACGUUACAAGUUGUUCAUAUUUGCCUGGUGCACUAGGUCAACAUUUAAAGAAGUCCUCACUAUCCGAAUCAUCAUCGGAUAUUAUGGAUUUGGAUGAUGGCAUUGAUGCAACCACACCAGGUCUGACUGAUCAUACGGGCGGCGGCCGUCAUAUGGUGCCAUUUCUGAGAACGCAGCAAUCCUUUGAGAAGCAACAAUUGCAAUUGCAAUUGCAGUUGCAACAGCAGCAGCAGCUACAUCAGCCACAGGGACAAGGCCAGAAUGGUUUGAGGAGCACAAAUAGCUUACAAUUAAGACAUAAUAACGCCAUGGCCGUUAGUAUUGAAACCGACGUCUGACUACUAGUCAAACAAAUGGAAAAUGGACGAAAAUUGCGCAGUGAAAUGUUACGUUGGAUGCCAGAAACGUCAUCAAAAGCAGUUUAAAUAUAGAAUUUUAU